This is a messenger RNA of Penicillium olsonii, 1179 nucleotides long. The record is from the annotation of a GenBank genome assembly. Lineage: Eukaryota; Fungi; Ascomycota; Eurotiomycetes; Eurotiales; Aspergillaceae.
AUGUUCUUUUUGCUCAGAUCCCAGACGUUGAAGCACCUUCCACGUCCAGCAAUUCUUCGAAGAACCUUUCCCACGGCUCACCAAAGCACCGUGAUCUCUACGCGAAACAUGGCUACCGGUAAUUCAGCCAAAAUCACUGACUGGGUGAACCCCGCAGACAAGUCGGGCGAGUUCAAACGCCAGCAAUCCGUCUUCCGCAACUGGAUCUCUAGAGAGGCUGGUGCCCAGUUCCCUCCCGAGAAAGGCCGCUACCAUCUCUAUGUCUCAUACGCUUGUCCAUGGGCUCACCGGACUUUGAUUACUCGGAAGCUCAAGGGUCUCGAGGACUUCAUCACUUUCUCAUCCGUGCAUUGGCACCUCGGCGAAAAUGGUGAGAGCCUCUGUUCAUAUGCAAAUGACGAAAUGCUAAUCUAUCCAGGCUGGCGAUUCGCUACUGCUGAGGAGAAGAUUCCAGGAGAGAACACCAUCCCUGAUCCUCUGCACCCGGAGUUUACCCACAUUCGCCAGGUCUAUUUCUCCAAUGAUCCUGACUACACCGGACGGUUCACCGUCCCAGUCCUGUUUGAUAAGAAGACCAAGCUGAUCGUCAGCAACGAGAGUGCUGAAAUCAUCCGCAUGCUCUACCAUGAGUUCGAUGAUCUUCUCCCAGAGCAAUUCAAGAAUGUGGACCUCUUCCCGAAGGCCCUUCAGGCCGAUAUUGAUGCCUCCAACGACUGGAUCUAUAAUGACGUCAACAACGGCGUUUACAAGUCCGGCUUUGCAACCACCCAAGAAGCAUAUGAGAAGGCCGUGACGACGCUCUUCAGCUCCCUAGACAAGGUCGAGGCCCACCUUGCCAAACAGCAGGCUGCCUCCAAGCCCUACUUCUUCGGUGAUGAGAUCACCGAGGCUGAUAUCAGACUGUUCACUACUAUCAUUCGCUUCGACCCUGUUUACGUGCAACACUUCAAGUGCAACCUCCGUGACAUCCGCUCUGGAUUCCCGGCUAUCCAUCGUUGGGUCCGAAAGCUCUACUGGGAUGUGCCUGCUUUCCAUGAUACCACUCAAUUCGAGCAUAUCAAGUUCCACUAUACCAAGAGCCACAAGCAAAUUAACCCCUUCGGUAUCACUCCCCUGGGGCCGGUUCCCGAUAUCCUUCCCAAGGAAGAGGAGGUGGCCGCUGUGCAGGCAGCCAAAUAA